Protopterus annectens (West African lungfish) is the source of this 1737-nucleotide messenger RNA. RefSeq names its product alpha glucosidase (gene GAA). Gene Ontology annotation, cellular component: lysosomal membrane. The coding region runs from base 28 to 1737 and encodes 569 amino acids. Gene Ontology annotation, molecular function: carbohydrate binding; alpha-1,4-glucosidase activity. Gene Ontology annotation, biological process: lysosome organization; glycogen catabolic process. The record is from RefSeq and is a predicted model, not a curated record. NCBI's taxonomy places the organism in Eukaryota, Metazoa, Chordata, Ceratodontiformes, Protopteridae. The transcript has 11 exons.
CUAACAUCCACUAUUACAGUAGGCACCAUGAUUUCUGCUGGAAUGCCAGCAACACAUCAGGAAGUUGAAAGCAGUGAUGUGAAGAAGAAACCUGGCAGAGCUCAACUUCUGUGUCUAUCGGGUGUUUUGCCUUUCAGGGAUGUAACAACUCUGAUGUAUUUCAUUUUCUGCUUGACUUUCUUUUUAAUGGCAGCAACUUUGCUUCGCAUUAUUUUAUCAAGUCCUCGAUUCUUUGAAGCAUCCCCGGAAAAAGGCUAUUGGGAUACAUUUAUGUUUUACAGGAAAGAAAGUACCAUUGAAUUUUUUACUGAGGAGAUGGAAAUCACAGCACGUUAUAGCUCCCAGCAAUGUGAUAUUUCCACAAAUGAGCGCUUUGACUGUGCUCCACACACACCUAUUACAAAAGAGACAUGUGAAGCUCGUGGAUGCUGUUUUAAUAACCUCACCAAAGGGGUACCAUGUUGUUUCUUUCCUCUUGGUUAUCCCAGUUACAAGAUGGGAGCUGUUACUCCUACAGAGAUGGGACAUACAGCCUUGUUGAAUCGCAGUUCAUCAUCUUUCUACCCAAAAGAUAUCAUGACAGUUCAGCUAGAAGUGAUGUAUGAAACAGAAGGACGACUUCACUUUACCUUGAAGGAUCCAGGAAAUAAAAGAUAUGAGGUACCAAUUAAGGUCCCAAAAGUCAGCAGCCAGCCUGUGUCUAAACUUUAUGAGGUCAAGUUUUCAUCAGAUCCCUUUGGCAUCAUUGUUCUUCGGAAGUCUAAUGGGAGAGUAUUGUUAAACACCACCGUUGCUCCAUUGUUCUUCGCAGAUCAAUUCUUGCAGAUAUCCACUACCUUGCCAUCUCCUUUCAUCUCUGGCUUGGGAGAGCACUUUACCAAACUGAUGCUUGAUAUCAACUGGUCCGAAGUGACCUUUUGGAACAGAGAUGGCCACCCAAGUGCAAAUAAUAAUCUGUAUGGAUCCCACCCAUUCUACCUGGUGAUGGAGGAUGAUGGCUCAGCACAUGGGGUGUUUCUUAUGAACAGCAAUGCAAUGGACGUGGCAUUACAACCGGCUCCUGCACUGACAUGGAGGACUAUUGGUGGAAUCCUUGAUUUCUAUGUUUUUCUUGGUCCUGAACCCAAGAGUGUAAUUCGACAGUACCAUGAUGUUAUCGGGUAUCCUUUCAUGCCUCCGUACUGGGGCCUAGGCUUCCACUUGUGCCGCUUUGGUUACUUCACUACCAACAUAACUCGUAAUGUGGUGAAGAGGAUGGAAGAAGCAAAGAUGCCACUGGAUGUGCAGUGGAAUGAUCUGGAUUACAUGGAUGAGAGAAGGAUUUUCACCUACAAUAAGGAGAACUUCAGUGACUUUCCAGCUAUGGCGGAUGAGUUUCACAAGAAAGGCAUGAGAUAUGUCAUAAUAGUGGAUCCUGCUCUUAGUAGUGAUGGGCCCCCUGGAACAUAUAAGCCAUAUGAUACUGGACUGAAAAGAGGUGUCUUUAUUCUGAAUGAAACUGAUCAGCCCCUGGUUGGGAGGGUCUGGCCUGGUCCAUCUGUAUUCCCAGAUUUUACCAACCCGGAAACACAUCGCUGGUGGUAUGACAUGGUCAAAUCAUUCCACGAUGAAGUGCCUUUUGAUGGAAUGUGGAUUGAUAUGAAUGAACCAUCCAACUUUGAAUCUGGAUCUUUAGAUGGCUGUCCAAAAAAUGAACUGGAAAAUCCUCCCUAUAUCCCAGGUAACCAAAUGUUCUAA